AUGGCAGCGCUUCCCGUAGAAGGCGACAGUUCUAAAAAGACUAAGCCUCCGCUUGAUUUGGGAAUUCUUGAAGAAGAUGAUGACUUCGAAGAAUUCCCCGCAGAUGGUUUUUCCUUAUUUCGGCUUACUAGCCCCCAUAACUUAGAUUGUGCGACAGGAUUGUGUAUAGAUCAGGGCGAAGUAUCCCUAUGGGGAGAUAAUUGGGACGAUGAUAUUGUAGAAGAUGAGUUUUCGACACUUCUCAGGGCCGAAUUUCAGAAACAAGAAUGCUUUAAUGUCAAGCUAAACAUGGAUACCGAUGCUGCGGCGUUUUCCCUCGUGGACCAAAAACCUGUUAACUUAACUGGUAUCGAAACAAGCGUGAAUGUAAAAAUCAAACUAGAAGAAGUUGAAUCAUCCUCUACACCGCAGGUGCCUCCUCUGCGAGUUGGUUGGGAUGGUGAAAUUUGGACUAUUAUGUCAAGUGAUUCUGAGGAUAGUUUGUUUUGGAUCAGUUCCCCGUCCUCUGACGUCGAGCGUCCAGAUAACGCCUCAGAGGAGGUGGUUCGCUCCCAAGGUGCUUCAAAAAAGCGACUUUUCUCACUCACUCCGGACGACGACGAUUUUGACGACAACGAUCAGUCCGCCCGGAGCGACGCAUACCACCAGCAAAAGUUGGCGAAAGCCAUCGCCUCAAAGUACCGUUUCGGUGGCUGCAUGCGCACAUCGGUGAAUGCAGCCUCUAAACAGCGGGUUGUACUUAGUAAAUUGCGCGUUAGCGCCACCAGUCUUCUUCCCGGCGCGCUCGUUUGGGCCCUUCUGCCGCAGAAGUACCAAGUGCCCUGGUGGGCAGGGAUCAUCGCAGGCAGACCGAUCAAGCGAAGGAGCAAGGACAGCACUGAAGUGUGCUACUAUCGCGUGGUUCUAGUCUGCCCUCCGCACCAACUAACACCCGAAUGCUCCCCCCUCGUGUCCCAGAAAAACCUCCGCCCGUUUCUCGGUCGGGCUGCCUUCGAGGCGUUCAUGCGAUCUGUUUUGGGUAAUGCCAAGAACAAGGGGCAAGCUCUAGCUCAAUUUUGUAUUCCUCCGAGGUACGAAGAUAAUUGGCACGCUGCUAGGGACCAGGUGGAAGCGGCCUCGAACAUUCCAGUCAAAUCAUUGCACGCGCGGUUUCGCUUUCUCGGUAUAGAUCUGCCUCGUCUCCAGGUUAAGUGGAAAUUCGACGACAAAAAACGCAAGGAGCAACUUGCGAAGUUAAAAGGAAGCGUCGGAGCUAGUAACCGCGAAACGCCCGAAUAUAUCUUUCCAUUCAAAAGGAAACGCCCUGAGCCCACUAAGCAGUAUGCUGUUCCAGCGAAAUAUCACCCGCGAACCCUGCCGAAAGACGAUGUCUUCGCGUUCGAAGUGCUCACCUCGCAGACCCAGGUGCAGCAGACACGCGCCCGAUUCAUCUGCUGCGUCUGUCUCAAACCGGGUCAGUUGUUGGCUAAGAAUAAGAAACCCGACGAGACGGCCGGCGGGAAGGCGGCGUCGGCUGCGGCGACCAAACCGAAGCCCCGGGUAGGCCUGUCCGCCGAUGUCUGCGAAACCCCUUGCUUGCGACUCUCCCAAAACCGCAAGAGACCGCGGGAAUAUGUCUACUUUAACCCGUCUAAAUUGCUCUUUAAGGAGGUGCAGCCAAUCCCGAAUGGCGCCACUGGACACGCGAUCGACGAGGGUGGUGAGAAGGAGCACCAUGAGAUGGCCGCCGCCGCCACAGCCGCCACCACCUCCACCGAAUCGGCGAUGCAGCGCUGCUCGGUGUCACACUGCCGCCGGUGGUUCCACACGGCCACGUGCCUGCGCCAGUUGCCCUUCGCGGCGCUGGUGCGCGACGGUCGCGCGGACAGCUUCACGUGCCCCGCGCACAGCUGUCUGGCCUGCUUCGCCGACGCCCCCGGCACGCGGCCCCGACCCUCGCCCUUCUUCGUCCACUGCUUCUUCUGCGCGGCCACCUACCACCCUGGCGAGUGGUGCGUUCCUGCUGGCUCUGUCUGGGUACGUCCUCGUCCCCUCUCCCCGCCCCAAUCCCAUCUACUCACCACCGCUCUGCCACUGGUUCACUUUGUAUUAUCCCAAAGCUGGAUCGUCUGUCCGCGGCACGCCCUCCAAGGUCCACCGCAGAGUCUCCUGAACUUCCCCCCACGCUCCAAUCAAACCCCGACCUUGAUUUCGACCACUCCCCUCAACGAGCCUCUCUCUGUGGAUGUUGGUGACAGGAUCGUGUUUUCUCCCGUCCUGUUGGAAGAAAAAUCUGCCAAUUCAUCUCCGCGGAAAUCAGAUUCCGACCAUCUAGAAGUCGUUGGACCGUCUUCUAUCAAAGAAGAAGAGGAGGAAGAAGGUACCAAGCCUCCCCCUGCGACGGACCAAAAUUUGGUGAAGGAGCCCGAUUCGCAGCCCACAGAACCUCCCGCCACGAUAGAUCAGAAGCCUGUCGACGAGCCCAACGCCAAGUCUCCCUUGAAGACGGAACCGGUUGACGCUCCCGUGCCGUGCCCAAUGUCUACAACGCCUCCUGGUGAAGCGUCGUCUGCGCCGAAGGCGGACGACACCUUGACGAUCUCGGACGCAGCCGCCAAGCCUCCGUCUCUCAUGGAACAGCUCUCGCUGAAUAGGAUCCUCCUCUCGGACCGUCAGCGAAUCAGCCUCGCCAACAUGUUUCGUCCCGCCAACGUCUCCUGGUGCUUCAUUUGCUCCAAAGGCGGUCGCAUCAUCUGCUGCGAGAGCUGUCCCGCGUCGUUCCAUCAGGAGUGCCUCAACGUCAGCGAGGCGAAUGAAGCGGACAACGUGAGCACAGCCCGCGGUGUAGCCCAAUUUAAGUUAAUCCGAUGCGAAAUCCGCCAACUGUCAUUGCGUCUGCACCUAUCUGCUGAACUGCACCACCGUCUAAACGCAAUCUCAUUCGUUUGCCGCUCUCAGGAGUCCGAGGUUGACUUGUCCUGCCUUGACGUACUCAUAGUUAACUCCUAG
Messenger RNA from Mesocestoides corti, 2988 nucleotides. Lineage: Eukaryota; Metazoa; Platyhelminthes; Cestoda; Cyclophyllidea; Mesocestoididae. The record is from the annotation of a GenBank genome assembly.